AUUUACAUGAUUGAGAUAUAUUCAUUUGUUAGUGUAAUUCAGUUUUUGGCCCCCUCUUGCCCAUUCAUUGUACUGUGUUAAGUGUGUUAGUAUAAAGGCAGGAAGUUCGUUCUUCGGGGGAAGGAGUCCUUGCUAGACGCGGGAGCGGUAUAGUUUUUUGACCAUACAGACAGACAGGUCAUAUUAUGUAUUUGCCAUAUUAAGUCAUCUCUGCUUUAAGUUGAUUGGAGAAUAAUUUUUUGUUAGAUAUAAGAAGAAUAAACAUUUUUGUUGCACCAUAUCCCUGGAUCUCAUUGAAUGUUUGGCCGUUUGGAAACCUUGUGUAGGGACUGUAUGCGUACGAAACAACCCCGCUUCAGGCUUGGGCAAUGGCUAUGGUAAAGAGGAAAGGAAGCCACUACAUUCAAGUCAAAAAACUCCGUGAAGGAUUACUACCGGAAGGAAAUCUCCGGUUCGGACACACGCUGGAUUUUGUUCUAUUUGUAAUUGCAUUCGGACCAUAAGGACAGCUCGCUUGGAAGGAUUUGAACUCCUAGAUUUCGCCAGCCGGAUAUUUCCAGAGGCAGAGAAAGACCCAGGGAUCCAGAUGGCCUCCAUGGUGCAGCGACAGGGAGAGAAGGAACUCUUCAUCCGCACCUUCUUCACCCUCCAGUCCUGCUCCAGCAUCGUGGGCUCCCAGGUCCUGUGCUUUACUAAAGAGAGCCAGUUACUACAGAGCUGGGCUGAGUUCGUCAGGACAGUGGAUGCAGACAUCAUCUGGGUACAACAUCCAGACACUUCCCUUCCCUACCUGCUGAACAGAGCAGCUCUCGUCAAGUCUUGACCUCUUUCUUGUGCAAUUCCCCACUUGAAAAGGACAGUCCCUCCACAUGAAGAUUUAACUGGAUUUCACUCAAAAACAAGCCAUGGAAUCAG
Salvelinus sp. IW2-2015 is the source of this 915-nucleotide messenger RNA. The record is from RefSeq and is a predicted model, not a curated record. NCBI's taxonomy places the organism in Eukaryota, Metazoa, Chordata, Actinopteri, Salmoniformes, Salmonidae.